Molecule: messenger RNA, 1477 nt
Organism: Hevea brasiliensis (rubber tree)
Lineage: Eukaryota; Viridiplantae; Streptophyta; Magnoliopsida; Malpighiales; Euphorbiaceae
Product: S-norcoclaurine synthase 1-like
Exons: 4
Coding region: 223-1299 (358 amino acids)
Source: RefSeq, a predicted model, not a curated record
UGCCGAAUCAAUGCUUAGGUCAGAUUCCACCAAAUUUUUUAUACCAUCAACAAGAAAUAAAUGUCUUAUUCAUUUUAAUGACAAAGUGCUUGGCCAAUGGGUGUAGUUUCUUUCAUUUUUAGUUGGAUUGAUAUCACGAAUAGGUCUGUCCAUGGAUAUAUAGAAUUGUUUAAAUAAGGUAGAUUAUCUCUGAAAAAAAAAAGAGUAAGGAAUAUUGGAGAAAUGGGGAACGAAGAAGGGUGGACAAAGGACGUAGGAGGUUCUCUUCCUGUUGAGAAUGUGCAGGCACUUGCUUCCAAGAAGCUCAAGGACAUACCACACAGAUACAUCCGGCCUGACCUGGAAUUUGACGAGGUUUCCAUGGAUGAAUCUCUCCAAAUUCCAGUGAUUGAUAUGAGCAAGUUGGUUCGAAAUCAAUCAGGCCAUGGUGAUGAACUGGGUGAGCUUCACAGGGCCUGCGAAAACUGGGGAUUUUUCCAGCUGAUAAAUCAUGGGGUUCCAGCAGAAGUGAUAGAGAAUAUGAAGAUGGAGAUAAAAGAGUUCUUUAAGCUGCCAUUGGAGGAGAAGAUGUCCUGUGCUCAGCUGCCAAAUGAUAUUCAAGGGUAUGGGCAAGCCUUUGUUGUUUCUGAAGAGCAAAAGCUUGAUUGGGGUGACAUGCUUUUCCUUCUUUCCAAGCCUGCCUCAAUAAGAAAUAUGCGAUUUUGGCCUACUACUCGCACUUCUUUUAGAGCAACCUUUGACAAGUAUUCAUCAGAGGUGCAAAGAGUUGCAGUAUGCUUGUUGCGGUUGAUGGGCAGGAAUUUGGGGAUAGACCCAGAGAAGCUUAGAAGCAUAUUUGAAGAUGGAACACAAGCGAUAAGAAUGAACUAUUAUCCACCUUGUGUAGAGGCAAACAAGGUCAUGGGCCUAAAUACUCACUCUGAUUCCACUGGAUUGACAUUGUUAAUUCAAGCAAAUGAAGUUCAAGGAUUACAAAUCAAGAAAAAUGGUAAAUGGGUACCCAUCACACCCAUCCCUGGUGCUUUUAUUGUCAAUAUUGGUGACAUCAUUGAGAUAAUGAGCAAUGGGAAAUAUAAGAGCAUAGAGCACAGAGCUGCUGUAAACCCAGAAAACGAAAGGCUUUCAAUUGCAGCAUUUCAUGGUCCAAAUUUGAAGAGCAUUAUAGCACCUCUGGAAGAUCUUGUUAAGGAAGAGACACCAAAUUACAAGUCCUUAACACAUGAAGAAUUUGUGAAGCUGGUUGUGAGCAGCAAACUUGAUGGUAAAAGCUUAGUGGGUCACAUGAAAUUGGUACACUGAAGAAAGCUUUUGCCCAGUUUGGUAGAAUAAUUUUGUUAAUUUGAUCUUUGAUCUAUUAACUUAAGCUUCUCUCCUUGAAGCCUUGUUUAAAUUUGUACUAUUUUACCAUUUUACCAAUAACAGAAAACAUAUAUAUCAUUAACCUUAUUAUUAUUAUUAUUAUUUUUAUUUCUCUUGA